Messenger RNA from Caretta caretta (loggerhead turtle), 2158 nucleotides. It is a transcript of the gene GAS2, whose product is annotated as growth arrest specific 2. Gene Ontology annotation, molecular function: actin filament binding; cytoskeletal adaptor activity; microtubule binding. Gene Ontology annotation, biological process: actin crosslink formation. The record is from RefSeq and is a predicted model, not a curated record. Lineage: Eukaryota; Metazoa; Chordata; Testudines; Cheloniidae. Gene Ontology annotation, cellular component: actin filament.
AGAUCAGAAGUAUGAAGAGUGGCCGAGCUGCUGGCGGUGUGCUGAGGCUGGGAGAACGGGACGGGCUGCAGGAGGAGAAGGGCUUUGUGGCAUUGCAAGAAGAAAUCGGACUUGGGAAGCUGUGUUAUACACCACCCACGGAAAAGCCAUCAGUCCGGGUGUAUAUGCAUGGGCCCCGAAGAGAGCAAAAUAAUACUAACCACCCAGAAUAGUAUGGAUCAGACGAGUAGUGGAUUGUUGGGAACAUGUGUACCUGGGUAUUACAAGUGGAUAAACAAUGUGCAGUGCUCUGAGCCCAAAGGCACGAGGACCUGGCCUUUCUGAUAUGCAUCAAUACAGCCAGUGGCUGGCCAGCAGACAUGAGGCCAACUUAUUACCGAUGAAAGAGGAUCUAGCGCUGUGGCUCACAAACCUACUGGGUAGGGAAAUAACGGCAGAAACUUUUAUGGAGAAGUUGGAUAAUGGUGCCUUGCUCUGUCGACUAGCUGAGACCCUACAAGAGAAAUUUAAAGAAAACAGUUUUGAUGCAAACAAGCCUGGCAAAACCCUGCCAGUGCGGAAGAUUCCAUGCAAAGCCAAUGCUCCUUCAGGGUCUUUUUUUGCACGAGACAACACAGCAAAUUUCUUAUCCUGGUGCAGAGAUGUGGGGGUGGACGACACAUGCCUAUUUGAAUCAGAAGGCUUGGGAUGUGGAGCCAAAGAAUAUUCUUCAUCUAUUUCUUCGAAAAGAAUCUACACAGCAAGACGAGGACAAGGGGAAACUUGUCCAUUUACACCAAAGUCUGAAUUUAUUCCCAAGAGGAGGAUUCCACUAAGACGGGUAUCUCUGGAGAAAAGAAAACAAGUCCUCCACAAGCAGCCCAGAGAAGUGUGCCUUUGUUUGCUGGAACUUGGAAGGAUUGCAGCCAGGUUUGGUGUGGAACCUCCUGGGUUAAUAAAGCUGGAGAAAGAGAUUGAACAAGAGGAAAUACUUUCAGCUCCUCUUCCGUCUCCUUCACCCUCCCCAACAAAAUCUCCAGGGAAAAAGAGCACAGGAAAACUGUUGGAUGAUGCUGUCAAACACAUUUCUGAAGAUCCUCCUUGUAAAUGCCCCAACAAAUUCUGUGUGGAGCGUCUUUCACAAGGACGGUACAGAGUUGGAGAGAAGAUCCUCUUUAUUAGGGAAAUCCCGUGGGCAGAAGAAGAGAGAUGAAUAACAAAGUGAGAACAAGGUCAAAAUCGUUAAUGCACAUUCUUACAAAGUAUAAAUGUUCUAAUUAUCUAACAAAACAGGUGCAGCACAGGCUAUGGCAGUGCCAGCAUCCCUAAACUGCCCAGUCAAGUGCCUCAAUCCUAAAUGGGUCCAAUUGCCUUGAGGGAUGAGAGAGUAGUUCAUUUUCCAUGACUAGCCAAAUCUCUGGCUUCUCUGCUGAGAUGGCCAGAAAGGAUGAUUUGUGUUGUGGGCACCUGUCAACAAGUAAUUGGAUUCAGUUUACAUAAUCUACUAAACAGCUAUCAGACAGUAAUGAUUUUGGGUCAGUACCCUCUUGGAUCAGAUUGAAUAGGUAAGGUAGAUGUAAAAGACUACAUAUGCUGUUCUACCCCAUUGUCCUGAGCCAUCCAAUCCUUCAUUCCACUGAUUUUAUCAUUUUAAAAAGAACAGCAGAAAAAGAAAGUUAAUGUACUGUGAUCAAAUAUGAGCAUGAAUCUGUUUGUUGCCAAACUGUGUUUACUGGAAGUCAUUUUGCUUUUGACUUUCUCUCUGACCUAAAUAAAAACAUUUACAAAACCCUACUAACCUUGAAGAAAGUGUAAAUGUCAAGAGCAUAGUUGUGAUUAUUAACUGGUUUUCUGCUGACAUCAAUUCAGUAAGCUUCCGCAUUUGGAAAAAAAAUAAUAAUCUGCCUUUCUAUAUGCAACAUAAAUAUUUCCAUUACCUCUUCAAAAGAAAAUCUGCUAAGAGGCUGUUAUAUACGUAACAACAGCUUGCCUCAGGUAAAGAAUUCUUUAAUGCCUUAAUUUAAGCCAGUGACACUGCACAAAUACUGUGAGAAUCUCAAGGUUAUUCAGGUCUGCUUAUGUCACUGAAAUGAGUGACACGAUUGGGGAGGAUAAAACACCUCCUAAUCAGAGUACAGUGGUAUCGUAAUUCAAAAGCCCAAGCAUCUGGUCCCUUGGU